GAGAGAGAGAGAGAGAGAGAGAGAGAGAGAGAGAGAGAGAGGGAUGGGGUUGUGCGUCUCGAGGCCGGACAGGUGCGUGGGAGGGCGGCGGAGCUCGCCGGGAGGGACGCGGCGGCGGCGGAGGAGGCCGACCAAGUGGCGGGCGGCGACGCGGAAGGUGAUGGAGAGGAUCGAAGAGGCCCAGGGGUUGGACGGGGCCGAUCCCAUGUCUUACAGCAACCCCGCGUUCCAAGUUAUGGUGUCAGCCACGACCGUCGAAGAAGCAUGGUUUGACACUUUCUCUGCUAUAGAAUCAGAUGAGGAGGAUUUCCAUAGUGUUCAAGAUGGUGAAUUCACAAUGAGCCCUACAUCCUAUACAGAUGACAACCUUGGAGCGAACGACCCAAAUGCUUUCACCAGCAAUUCUAUUGAUGGAAAGCAGAAGGGACUAAAAUUAGGGGAGCAGUUGUCAGUGAACUUGGAGAAUACUGCAAAAGCCUUUGUAAGUCAUGAGGAUGUGUCAGUCAUUUCUGUGGAUGAGAAUGCUGGUCACAGUGACAGGGGGAUUUUGAACAAUUGUGGUAUCCUUCCAAACAACUGUUUGCCUUGCCUUGUUGUUGCAACGUCCACAAUUGAAAAGAGAAAAUCCCUAAGCAACAGUCCACCAAACUCGGCCAAAAAGGCUUCUUUGAAGCUUUCCUUCAAGCGGAAGUCAGGGGAAGCACAUGCUACAUCAACACUAUUUUCUACAAAGGCCUUUCUCGAAAAGCCACUAGCAGGAUCUCAAGUCCAAUUCUGCUUGCUGGAAAAGAAAAUGCUUGAUAGCUGGUCGUUCAUUGAACCCAAUACAUUCAGAGUGCGGGGAGAACAUUACCUUAGGGAUAAGAAGAAAGAGUUUGCUCCAAAUUAUGCAGCAUACUGUCCUUUUGGUGUUGAUGUCUACCUGUCUCAGCAGAAAAUUAAUCACAUUGCUCGAUUUGUGGAACUUCCCAUCUUCAAUCCAUCUGGCAAGUUCCCACCUAUUCUUGUGGUUAACAUUCAGAUUCCACUCUAUCCUGCUACCAUAUUUCAGAGUGAAACCGAUGGUGAAGGAAUAAGUUUUGUGUUAUAUUUUAGGCUCUCUGAAGGCUAUUCUAAGGAACUUCCAUCGCAUUUCUUGGAGAAUAUUCGAAGGUUAAUCGAUGAUGAGGUAGAAAGGGUCAAAGGUUUUGCUAUGGAUACAUCAGUUCCCUUCAGAGAAAGGUUAAAAAUACUUGGUCGUGUAGCAAAUUUGGAGGAUCUUCCUCUAAACGCUGCUGAGAGGAAGCUUAUGCAUGCCUACAAUGAGAAGCCAGUUCUGUCCCGUCCUCAGCAUGAUUUCUACUUGGGUAAAAAUUAUUUCGAGAUAGAUUUGGACAUGCACAGAUUUAGUUACAUCUCAAGGAAAGGAUUUGAAGCAUUCCUUGACAGGCUGAAGCUGUGUGUCUUGGAUUUUGGCCUAACGAUACAGGGAAACAAGGCAGAAGAAUUGCCAGAGAAUAUACUAUGUUGUGUACGGUUAAAUGGGAUUGAUUAUACCAAAUACCUUCAACUUGCAGCACAUUGACAUCAAGUACAAAGGUUUCCAAACAUCUUAAGUGAUUGUUAAUAGAUCAACAUUUUCAAAUCAACAUGCACCAGUGCAACUUAAGCAGCUGUUAAUAAACAUGAAGAAUGACUUGCUGAAGCAGCCGUGGAUGGAAUGAAGAAGACUUGUGCAAAUUCUCUGAAGAAGCCCUAUUUUGACAUGGGAUUCAUGUCAAUAAUUUUGAUUGUUUGGUAGAUUGUCAGGAAUUUUGUUGUAAAAAAUAUCAAUCGAAGCAAUAGGCAAAACAGCAACUAUUUAUAGGCUGCAUGUAAGAGAGUCAUAAGGUGAGAGUCAUAUGAAUGAUUAGCCUUCUUAAGAUGUCACCCAAGACAUCAUUGCUGUAGUA
Messenger RNA from Musa acuminata subsp. malaccensis (wild Malaysian banana), 1931 nucleotides. Lineage: Eukaryota; Viridiplantae; Streptophyta; Magnoliopsida; Zingiberales; Musaceae. The record is from RefSeq and is a predicted model, not a curated record.